Dovyalis caffra is the source of this 218-nucleotide messenger RNA. The record is from the annotation of a GenBank genome assembly. Lineage: Eukaryota; Viridiplantae; Streptophyta; Magnoliopsida; Malpighiales; Salicaceae.
AUGUGUGAAAUUGCAAAUGAAAUUAUAGAUACCCUUAUAGACUCAAAUCUUUACUCAGUAGUAGAAUUGGUGGAGGAGUUCGUAGAACAUGGAAAGGAUAUAGAUAGAGUAUCAAAACAAUAUGGUUUGGUUUUAUUAGAGAGAGAUAAUUUGGAUAGCACAAGCCACAGGAUUUUUCAGUAUACAAGGUCUGUAGUUAUGAAACACGGGUUAGGGAG